UCCCACUUCACUCUCACCGUCGCGCCGUCGACGGGAACGGGCUCCGUGUGACGGCUCCUGGCUUCUUGCUCUCCGGACUAUUUUUAAGUAAUCACACAGCGUCUCAAGUGCGUCGACGGCGUCAUAAUGACAAGAAACACAGCACGUGCACAAGGAUAAAUAGUUUUCCGUGCCCUCUGGUCGCGAUAAAUCGGUUUAUCGUUUGAGUUCAUUUGCGAGUUCAUCCCUCGUCUCGAGUUUGGUUUUUGUUGUUUGAACCUGUUUCUCUUUCUCACUGGACCCAGUUUGUGGAACUGGAAGAUUUGACGGGACGUCUGCUGACAACAGCUGCCGAAGAUGUUACAAGUGGCGCCGGCACUGACAGACGGCCUGACGGCUGUGGUUCUCGUGGCCGCCCUCCUCGCCUUAGGUUCAGGUGAAAACGACUUGGACCUGAACUUCUCUGGGACCUGGGUGCACGGCGCGGGCCCCCUGAGCCUGCGCAUCAACCUCUCCACCGGCUGCAACAAGCUCUCGGUCUCUGCCAACAAGGGCUCUCUGACCAUCGAGGGCCAGAUCACCUCCCAGUGCAAACGCUCCGACGUGCUCCCCCUCCACCUCCCGUCAAAGGAGAAAAGUGACUUCUCUCUGUACUGGGACCCACUGCUGGACCAGAUGAAGCUCGAGAUCGGGGGAAAGAACCUGACUCUGUGCCGGCCCGUCAGCCUGCAGGGCUCCUGCUGCACCGACCUGUCUCUCGGUCCCAAUGCACCAGAUGCAGAUUAUGGCAUCGUCAAUGGAUCCAUCAAGAGUGAUGUCAUCACAGAAAAAACUCGCAGAGCCUACACGUUUCUAGGACAGUCCAUCAGCUGCUCUGUUUUAUGUGAACAAGCGCUCAACAGAUCCAACACCGACAAAACGCGAGGCAAAGCGAGGAACGAGCAUCUGUGCGCUGGGACGUCUGAGGUGGAGAUGAAGGACGACUUCAAAGGCUACGUUGUCACGUCGCCUAUUAAAGGUGCAUCCGCUCAGUCCGCUGCCAUCGUUCAUCUCCCGCCUGCGCUUAAACAAGCUGCGAGACAGACCAGCAAAGUGACCCUCAGCUUCUUCAGCGACAACCACCUGUUCCAGGAGGGGAACAAUGACGUUAAGGUCCUUAACGAUGUGGUGGAAAUUACAGUGGAGAAUGAAGUCAUUGCUAAUCUGCCUGAGCCAAUCAAGAUCACCUUCCACCAUGAAAUUAUAACUAAAAUGUAUUCAAGGAAGUGCGUUUCAUGGGACGCCAGGAAAGAUCCACUGCAGGUCAAAUGGUUGGAGGACGGAUGCGAGACCAAGCAGGUCGGAGGAAAUCACACCGAGUGCCAGUGCAACCACCUGACUUACUUCACUAUACUGGUGCAACUGAAGCCUCGACCAGUGCGCCACCUGCUGGCACUCACUGCCAUUACCUCUCUGGGCUGCGCCGUGUCUGUGAUCAGCUGCUUCGCUCUCAUCAUUUAUUUCUGCAGGAAGAAGCAGCUUAAGGAGCAGUCCAGGCCCAUCCACCUCGGCCUGGCCGUGUCGCUCAUGUUCCUCAACCUGCUCUUCUUCUUCACCGGCGUCUUGGCCAACGUCGCGGGGGAGAGUUUGUGCACCUGGGUGGCGGCGGGCCUCCAUUACGCCCUGCUCAGCUCCUUCACUUGGAUGGGAAUCCAGGUGUUCCACACCUUCUGGUUGGUCUACAGAGUUUUCACCCCCUCCCCCAAGACCUACAUAUGGAUGGUGGUCGGCUUCGUUCUCCCAGCGGUUCCUGUUAUAAUUCUGACGGCACUGGGCGGCAUUUACGGCGUCAAGAAGGUGACGCCCAGCGAUGAUGUCUCCAACCCAUACCUGAUGUGCUGGAUGACGGACACAGAGCAAGCCCUGCUGGCUCACUACUUGACCAACAUCCCCAUCAUGAUCGUCCUGGUGCUGUCCGGCGGCGUGAUGCUGUUCGUCAUCUACAGGGAAAUCAAACCCAGAGCCGAGUGGAGCAAAAAUCGCGUGGCUUUUCUCAGCAUCUGGGGCCUCAGCUGCCUCUUCGGGACAACCUGGGGUUUGGCCCUUCUGGACUUUGGGCCCCUGCCUGACUUUGUCUUGUUCGUCUCCUGCACCCUGAACUCUUUCCAAGGCUUCCUUCUGAUGCUGCGGUUCUACAUGCUGAACUGGAUGAGGAAACAGGCCGGCCGCUCCGGACUUGGCAGCACCAGCUCGGGCUCUGCCAGGCAACACAUGCUCCAGCCCCAGGAGAAGAAUGAAAUGAACUGAAAAGACUUCACGUUUCACAUACGACAAGACUCACAGCUUUCAAGCUACCGACUAUUUGAUAGUAGAAUGUCAGAGUAACUCUAAGGAUCAGUGUGGAAGCUCUCUGUACAACUUACACCUCUCACUCGUCCGGGCAGUUCACAGACCUACUAGACGCCUUUUAUACCCGCUUUAGUCAGAUGUCAGAUCCGCUCUCUGCCUCGUGCACCUUUAAGCCUUGCCCCUUGAAUACUAUUGUAAUAGAGGACAAGCGGAACCACUUAGUCGAGGUAAAGGGGCUUCGAUGACUCUGUGGUUGUUGAAGGAGCGCAUUGUGUUCAUCGGUCCUCCACCAGCUACAGACGAUGCCCCGGUUCUAAAGCACAUGAACGAGCUAAAUAUAAUUAAAGCCUUGUUAAAAGGGAAACUCCAUCCACACGUGGAUUAAGAUGAUAUGUGAUUCUUGUGGGGGGGCAGUGAGGAGGACAUGACCCCAUCACUCAGGAACUAAUAAUAAAGGCCUGGAGCCUACAUUUGUACAGUAUCUAGACAGGGUCUGGAUGUACUGGGAGAUGAAUUUAUUUGACCUUUGACAUUGUAAGCUGGGGACAAGCUCUGCUUUCUUUUUUAAUGGACAGAGUAACAUGUAUGACAUAAACUCUUUGAUUGCUUAUAAUGUAUGUAAAGACAAAUGAUCUAUUAUGAAGCUUUCUUUAAACCCUAGCUAAGCUUUAAUUUUCAGUUUUGUACAUUUUUUUAAAGGUGAAGGUUUUUGUAAGUAGCACUUUAGAUUUUCAGUUCUGUUCUUUAACGUGGACCAAAAUGCAUUCCAGGAUUCCACACUUUGUUAUUCCCCAAGGUGAAGGUUUGCAAUUACUCUCUAUUUAAAUGUGAAACCACUCCGUACAAAAUAAGAUAAAACUUGCAAUAAAUGCAAAAACACUGAAUGAUAGUUUAAACCAACUUGUGUCCCAUUUAAAAUGGCAACAAAAAUUCCUUACUUCUUUCCUCCCACAAAAUCAGACAAAGGAGAUUUUUCUUAAAUGUUUGCACUGUUUUAUGUGGUUAAGUGAAUUUGAAUGCCACGUUUUGUUGCGUUUGUAUAUAUGAGUUAUUGUGGUGUAUAUUUUGUUUUAAUAAAUAUUUUUCUUUAAAAUGA
Betta splendens (Siamese fighting fish) is the source of this 3403-nucleotide messenger RNA. RefSeq names its product adhesion G-protein coupled receptor G5-like. The transcript has 15 exons. Gene Ontology annotation, molecular function: G protein-coupled receptor activity. Gene Ontology annotation, biological process: adenylate cyclase-activating G protein-coupled receptor signaling pathway; cell surface receptor signaling pathway. NCBI's taxonomy places the organism in Eukaryota, Metazoa, Chordata, Actinopteri, Anabantiformes, Osphronemidae. The record is from RefSeq and is a predicted model, not a curated record. Bases 337 to 2265 code for a protein of 642 amino acids. Gene Ontology annotation, cellular component: membrane.